UGGCGGCCUCCCCAGCCAUUGUCGGUGGCGGCGCGCGCUGGCCGGAGAGGGGCUCCCACCCACGGCUGCGGGCAAGGUGGCUCCGGUGGGGCAGGAGGAGGGAAUGAGUGAGGAGGAGGAGGCCUGUGGGACCAGGAAGAGUGGCGGGUUCCCCAGUAUAGAGCAAAUGCUUGCCUCCAAUCCUGGAAAGACCCCGAUCAGCCUUCUCCAGGAGUAUGGGACAAGAAUAGGCAAGACGCCCGUGUAUGAUCUACUCAAAGCCGAGGGACAAGCGCAUCAGCCCAACUUCACCUUCCGAGUGACUGUCGGGGACAUCAGCUGCACUGGUCAAGGCCCAAGCAAGAAGGCAGCCAAGCACAAGGCAGCAGAGGUGGCCCUAAAGCUCCUGAAAGGGGGAAAUAUGCUGGAGCCAGCAGCAUCGGAGGAAUCCAGCUCUCCUUUCUCCCUAGAGCCCCUUUCUCAGCUCAGCACUGCGGCGGCCCCCGCAGCACCCAUCUUGCCUGCCGCCUCUCCCAGAAGCUCACAGAUGGAGGUGAAGUCGCCCGUCUCGCCCCAGCAGUCGGAGUGUAACCCCGUGGGGGCGCUGCAGGAGCUGGUGGUUCAGAAGGGCUGGAGGCUGCCGGAAUACACCGUCACCCAGGAGUCGGGGCCUGCCCACCGCAAGGAAUUCACCAUGACCUGCCGGGUCGAGAGGUUCAUCGAAAUAGGGAGCGGCACCUCCAAGAAGCUGGCCAAGCGUAACGCGGCGGCCAAGAUGUUGGUGCGAAUCCACAAUGUGCCCAUGGACCAGCGGGAGGGCAGCGAGGCCGAGGUGGAGGAGGACCAGUUCUCCAUUACCGUGGGGAACAAGCUGGACAGCCUGAAGGGCCGGCUCUCGGCCUGCACCUGGGACUCGCUGCGCAACUCGGCCGGUGAGAAGAUCCUGCAUCUCAAGAGCCACCCGCUGGGGGCGCUCAACGCCGGCUUCUGCAGCCUCCUGCAGGAGCUCUCCGAGGAGCAGAGCUUCGACAUCAGCUACCUGGACAUCGACGAGAUGAGCCUGAGCGGCCUGUACCAGUGCCUGGUGGAGCUGUCCACGCAGCCGACCACGGUGUGCCACGGCUCUGCCGCCUCCCGCGCCGCCGCCCGCUCCGCCGCCGCCCGCAACGCCCUGCAGUACCUCAAGAUCAUGGCGGGAGGCAAAUGAGGAGGCACCUGGGCCCAGCAGAGCCCCUGGGGCGUGGACACUCAGCCAGGUGGGUGCCCGGAGCCAGGCCGGCACACGCCUCCCCAGGCCGGGGCUGGGGCAGACACAGGUUGGACCCACACGCAGCCCCGCGGCCAGGGCGGGGCGUCCUGCUGCCCCCGACUCGCGAGGGGCAGGACCUGGAGCCCCCAGGAGAGAUGCCAGCCCUGCCCCUGCAGCCUCCACCAGGCCUGAGUGGGGUCUGGGCGCAGGGACGAUCUGGGCUCGCAGGGGCGGGGCUCACUCGCUCCGACACCCCCACCGCAUGUGGGGGCACUGAGGGCCAGGUCAGCAGCCCCCUCUAGCAGGAGAUGGUUCCUGAUCCAAGCGCUGCCCGCUCCAGGGUGCCCUGGGCUCAUCCACUGAGUCCUCCUUCCCCAGCCGAGCCCAGUGCUCUCCUCCACUGCACUGUUGGGGGGUAAUGCUGCCCCACGGCUCUUCUGAGCUGUCCCCCAGCUGCCGUCCUGCUCCAGCCACAAAGAGCAAAAGUUCUUAUUGGCCAUAGGGAGGGUCAGCACCCCCCACCUUCCAACCCCCGUCCCCACAUCCCCAGACUCGUCAGCAGCCUCUGACUGUGCCCCCUGACCCAGGUGGGGCUGCACCCCCCCCCCCCAUACCCUUGUUGUCAGCAGCUGAAGCACCAUCCUAGGAACCGGGUCCCGAGUAGAUUUGGAGCAUGGAGCUGCCCUGUGCCCCCGGGAGCUGCCCCCCUAGGGGUCUGUGCUGGAGCCGCCCCCAUGGGACUGGAGCGGGGGCACGGCGAGGGUAGGGCAGAUUUUUAUUGUUAUUUAAAGGCAAGACACAACGUUUUUUAAGCCCAAAUUCAGGUGCAGCCAGCCCCUGCCGCGGGCACAAGGACCUUUCUGCAGGAUCAAAUCCCCUCUGGGAGGGGCAGCUGCCCUCGCGUCUCCUGUCCCAAUCAGCGUCUGGAGCCCGUGGGGGGACUGUCCCAGAACCCGCACUGGGGGAGAUGGGAAAUAAACUGGACGGAGGGGUUUUCUCCACAA
Malaclemys terrapin pileata is the source of this 2232-nucleotide messenger RNA. It is a transcript of the gene TARBP2, whose product is annotated as TARBP2 subunit of RISC loading complex. Gene Ontology annotation, molecular function: pre-miRNA binding; double-stranded RNA binding; siRNA binding. The transcript is spliced from 9 exons. Bases 104 to 1186 code for a protein of 360 amino acids. Gene Ontology annotation, biological process: regulation of viral transcription; regulation of siRNA processing; regulation of miRNA processing. NCBI's taxonomy places the organism in Eukaryota, Metazoa, Chordata, Testudines, Emydidae. Gene Ontology annotation, cellular component: RISC-loading complex. The record is from RefSeq and is a predicted model, not a curated record.